Messenger RNA from Phalacrocorax carbo (great cormorant), 6070 nucleotides. Lineage: Eukaryota; Metazoa; Chordata; Aves; Suliformes; Phalacrocoracidae. The record is from RefSeq and is a predicted model, not a curated record.
CGUGGCGCCGGGGCCGGUGCCCGCAGCCGCACUACGACUCCCGGCAUCCCUCGCGCCGCGCCGCGAGGAGCCCCAGUUGAAGCGGGUGGCGGCGGAGCGCACCCCCUCCCCCCGCCAAAAAAGCCCCAAACCAAAACAAAAACAAACCGCCCCACCCCACCCGCCCGCCGCCCCCGCCGAGCCCCGGAAAUGGCGGCGCCGGGAGGGGGCUUCGCCAGCCAGGGGUGCUGAUCCGGCCGCCGCUGUCCCCCGCCCGUCCCUCCCCGCCCAUGGGCGAGACAUGGACUACGAGUUCAAGUCGAAGCUGGCGGCCGAGCGCGAGCGGGUGGAGGACCUGUUCGAAUACGAGGGCUGCAAAGUGGGCAGAGGCACCUACGGGCACGUCUACAAGGCCCGCCGCAAGGACGGAAAAGAUGAAAAGGAGUAUGCACUGAAGCAAAUUGAAGGUACAGGGAUAUCCAUGUCGGCCUGUAGAGAGAUUGCACUUUUACGAGAGUUGAAGCACCCUAAUGUGAUUGCGUUGCAGAAGGUUUUCCUUUCUCACAGUGACAGAAAGGUUUGGCUGCUGUUUGAUUAUGCUGAACAUGAUUUGUGGCAUAUUAUCAAGUUUCACCGUGCCUCAAAAGCAAACAAAAAGCCCAUGCAGUUGCCAAGAUCUAUGGUUAAAUCCCUACUCUACCAGAUUCUCGAUGGAAUCCAUUACCUCCAUGCAAACUGGGUGCUUCACAGGGAUCUGAAACCAGCAAACAUUCUGGUAAUGGGUGAAGGUCCUGAAAGAGGAAGAGUAAAAAUAGCUGAUAUGGGUUUUGCAAGAUUGUUCAACUCACCUUUGAAGCCAUUGGCAGACUUAGAUCCUGUUGUGGUGACUUUCUGGUACAGAGCUCCAGAGCUGUUACUUGGAGCCAGACAUUACACAAAGGCCAUUGAUAUUUGGGCAAUUGGCUGCAUAUUUGCUGAACUAUUGACUUCGGAACCUAUAUUUCACUGUCGUCAGGAGGACAUCAAAACAAGUAAUCCUUUUCAUCACGAUCAGCUAGAUCGUAUUUUCAGUGUAAUGGGAUUCCCUGCAGAUAAAGAUUGGGAAGACAUAAGGAAGAUGCCAGAAUAUCCAACUCUUCAGAAAGAUUUUAGGAGAACAACAUAUGCCAAUAGUAGCCUCAUAAAAUACAUGGAGAAACACAAAGUCAAGCCUGACAGCAAAGUUUUUCUUUUGCUUCAGAAGCUUCUUACUAUGGACCCUACAAAGAGAAUUACCUCAGAGCAGGCUUUGCAGGACCCCUACUUUCAAGAGGAUCCUCUGCCUACAUCAGAUGUAUUUGCUGGCUGUCAGAUUCCAUAUCCUAAAAGAGAAUUCCUCAAUGAAGAUGAACCUGAAGAGAAAGGGGAUAAGAAUCAGCAGCAGCAGAACCAACAUCAGCAGCAAACAGCACCUCAGCAGCAGCCGCAGGCAGCGCCGCAGCAGCCGCAGCCGCAGCAGCAGAACAGCACCCAGACCAACGGGACAGCCGGGGGCGCUGGCACGGGAGGCGGGGGUGCGGGCGCAGGACUCCAGCACAGCCAGGACUCCAGCCUCAACCAGGUGCCUCCGAACAAGAAACCACGCAUAGGGCCUUCAGGCGCUAACUCAGGCGGGCCUGUCAUGCCUUCAGAUUAUCAGCACUCCAGCUCACGCCUGAGUUACCAAAGCAACAUUCAGGGAUCUUCUCAGUCCCAGAGUACAAUGGGCUAUUCCACGUCGUCUCAGCAGAGCUCCCAGUAUCACCAAUCUCAUCAGUCUCACAGGUACUGAGGGGGUUAACGGACUGCACUCAGAAAGGAACGGACUAAAAGCCAGAAGACUCCAGCAAUAUGAAGUUCAUAACGACGAGAAGAACCAAAAAUACAAACUAUGAUGCAGAAUUAAAAUUCAUGAUGAUAAAAGGAAAACUUCACUCCACUGAAGACUUCCACCCUUCCACCCCCCGCCCCUUUAUUGCCAUAAAGGAGAUUCUCGUGAAGUUUUCCUUCCUCCCUGCCCUUGCAUGUGCUCCAUUGUGGUUACUCUAAUGAACCCUUCUGAUCUGAACCCAGCACUUAACUUCUUUAACCUUUGGAAUUUUGAAGGAUUCCUGGUGCACCUUCCUUAUGCUGUAGUGAUUGCCAUAAAUCUGUCUUUUCAAUCUCUUUGAUGGCAUUUUAAAGUUUUAAAAUCUUGAACUCCCAGGCUUUCAAGCUUGUAUAUAGUUAGUUUUAUACUACGCAAACCAGUUUAGCUAUACAGGUAUAUUGCACCUUUUUAAAGCACUAUGUUAUUUUCACAGGAUAUUACUGGUUUGCUCAUGGAUGUCAAGAACAGCAAAAUUUUACUGUUCCAGAGUAUUUUACUAUUCUGUUUUUAUUAGUCUAGUUUUCAGGCGAGGUCUUAAAAAUAAAAAAAUUUUAAAAAUAAAUAAAAUUAAAAAAAGAAAAAGGAAAAAAGAAAAAAACCCACCCAAGUCUCUGCAGCGACAAAUAAGCUUCAUGCUACUGGACUGAACGCCAAACAGAAGAUUGCUGAUAUUUCUUAACUCAUUCACAUUGAAUUCUUGAAAUCACAGUGAUCAUGCUCUGACUAGUUUUAAAUUAAGUGUUAUUUUGAAUGAAACCAGGACAGUCACAUAAAAAGGAGAUGCUUUCAGGAUCUGUUGGAACAGAAGAAUGGAAUGUCUUCCCAGGCUGGACACCAAAAUAGUCAGGAAAAUGUAUUUACUGCCCUCAAGUCUCAGUAGGAAUGUGGAUGAUGGGCUUGUUUUUUCUUUUAAGCAGCUGAUUAAUGUAUGUGAGAGUUCUAUAAAUUUAGCUUUCUUUCACAUUCCUGAGUCAGUUUUCUAACUGUAAAGGUGACAGAAAUACUAAGACUUGUGAAAACAGAUGCAUUUAAUCAUUUUAUGUUAGAAUUAAUAAUUAAGAGAAAUUAAUGUGCAGUUUGAAAAGCAUGUUGAAAAUUGUUCCUUCUUCAUGUUUAUAAUGCAUAUUCUGUGUCCCUCACAUUGCUGUGAUUAACCCAGAUUAGUUACACCAGAUGCGCUUGAUUGCACUGGAAUGUUUCUUUUUCCCUAGAGCAAACAUGUUUUGAUUGUGCCUAAGGACUGUAAGCGGAUGGGUAGCUGGCAGAAAAUCCCCAGUAAAUAAGAGUUCAGAAGCAUAAUCAGAGGAUUAUUGUCCAACUUCUGCAACCACAGUUAUUCGGAGAGACACAACAUGUAAUUUGGGACAGCUUCAUUUUUCCUUCAGCCUUCAGAAAUAAGGCUGGCUCUUGUUGCAGAAAACCUGGAAAAAAGCAUUUAGAAAGCUACUAGCAAUGUAACAUCACCGAGCUUCUACAACUGGUGUCCAGAGAAGAGGUGAAGUGAGAAGAGUUUCUGUGUAAACAGUUAAUGUUACAGGCUCUUAUACCCCAGUGUGUUCUCUGCUGUCCUGAGUCCAUACAAAAAAAAGUGUCUAUACCCAUACACAUUCACACUGAAGUGGUGAUCAUACCUAGCAAGAUGAGAAAAUCUGUUUGCUCUGAGGAGAAUGCUUUUCAUCACAGCCAGACACAUACAUGUUUCUACUGGAUUUGAUCUCCCAAUCACCUUUAGUGCCCCCUUGCUCCUCGAACACAUGUUGUUUUCAUACCUGCUGGGAGCGGUUGGCUUGCUUUGGCCAUAUCUACCAUCAUGUGGUUUUGACAACACCCAGCUUCUCUGGAAAAGCAACUAAAACCUGCUUUUGUCAUCAAACGGGAAAGAAGGUGGUAAAAAUGAAAUGAGGCAAUUUGAAGGAGAAAAAUAUUUCUGGGGAAGGAUAAUCUCCCAAAAGAUACUUUCGAUGUGUAACCGUUGAAAUGCUACAUAUUAUACCUACCCUAGUAGCCUGUUUGAAAGAACAUAUUUUAAUUGUUCCUUUAUUUUAUUUCAAUGAGUCUGGGGUUACAUUCUUUAAGUGGAAUGUCUCACUCCUUACUGAUGUUAGGAUGAGGUACCUUUGAGCUAACGGAUAUUUGACCAAUGCCAUAAAGUAGUGUUUACUUUACAUUUUUGUGACUUGAAUCAUAGAAUGUCCUGACUUGGAAGGGGACCCCAAGGAUGAUCAAGUCCAACUCCUGUCCCUGCACAGGACAACCCCAAAUUUACACCACGUGUCACAUACACCAGAAUGUCACAUUUCUGGAAACUAACUGCUGGCAGAGUAAUUUUUGUCCCCUUCUGUUCUUUUUACCCUUCUGUUCUCUCAAGAUCCUUUUUUCUUUUCCAUUAGAGUUAUCUAACGUUUAUUCUCCCUACUGUGACCUGCAGCUGAUCAUCAAAACUCGUGUAACGUCAGGAGGUGACAGGGAGGCAUGUUACCAUACAGUUAAUUAAGGUGGGCUCUUGUGCCAAUAAGGCAAAUCAUGGUGUAGAUUAAUCUGUAUGUAGAGUGUGAAACUUCACAGCAAUGUAAGGUGCUUUAAUCAAGUGAGCUUCCAGCUUCUAGAGCGACUGCCACAACCUCUCUCUAAGCUGAACUGGCAUUUCUGCCUUGGUUAGGUCUGAUAGACGACCGCACGCUGCUCCUGUCUAGCUUUUGUGUGCACAGGCGAAGCUGAGCUGACUUCCUCCGUUGCCUUCAAACUCACAAAUGGGAGGAGAGUGAAUAAGAGCAGAAGCAUUUGCUGUGAAAUGUAGGCUGUGCACGCUCUUCUAGUUCCUUCCUGGUGGUGAGAUAAUUCGCCUUUUCUUGGGAGCUCGGUGUGCGUUGCCAGGGUGGGUGGCAGUCAUAGUGGAAGAAGUCUUGCUCUCCAGCAGUCAUCCCAUGGGGUAAAAACGCUCCGCUUUCAGAAGCGAAUCAUGCAGCGUGUCGUGGGAAGCCAGGACCACGUCAUUUUAACGUUCUUUUUUGCCUGUGCAGUUUCAUUAGUACUCAUAGCUCUGCCUCUGCCCAUAACCUUUACACCCUCACCAAAGUGUUUCACACUGGUACCGAGAGAGGCAGGUGACACCGGCAGAGCUGUCUUCUCCAUCCUGGUCGCCUGCUGGAGAGCGGGCCGCCGAGUACGGCUUUGCCCAUCGUGGCUCAGAGGAAACAAACGUGUGGGGAAUGAAUGGGACGAGCGGCCUGGUCCGCAUUGGUGAAGUUUAUGUAGCACAAACUGCACAAUGAAGGAAAAAUAUAGGGAAAGCUGCGAGUCCUGCACUGUAUCUGUGACACUGUAUCUGGGGAGGGGGAGGGAAGAGCAUUCGUAGCGGGAGGGGUGGCGGGAAGCUAGAAGUGUUCAAAUAUGUAUAAUAUUUUAUAUAAACAUAAUAAGCUUAGUUCCCCUUCAUAAUCUUCAGGAAUGGUACUUUAACACCAUUAAGCAAAGAAUUGUUUUAGGAUUAAAUAAAUGUAUUGUACAUAAGGCCAUACAUAAUCUUCUAAAAAUGUCGCCAGACACGAGCGAUGUGUAUUACUAUAUGGAAAAAAAAAAAAAAAGUCCUUAAUGCACUGUUAUCUCCUAAAUAUUUAGUAGUAAAUUAAUACUAUUUAAUUUUUUUAAAAAUUUGUCUUGUGUAGACACUAAAAAGUAUUACACAAAAUCUGGACAGAACAUGUCCUUUUUAACAGCAAUUUAAAGAACUUUUUAUAUAUGUAAGGUAGUAACUUUUCAAAUUGUUCUAGUUGUAUUUUCCCAUGUUUACUAUUUGUGGAAGUGUGCCUGUCUCUAUUCAGUUAUAUUUUUUUUUCUAAUAAUUUCAUGCACGCAUCUUUCAUUUUUGUAGUUUUCAUUAGAAAUUGUUGUGUAUGUGCCUCAUGCUGCCACAAAACUUUGCCGCUCUAGAUCUGUGGUGGCCGCAUUCGGCAGCGCCUGUGCCAAUGGGCUAGCAAAACCACAAAGCGAAAUACUUGUUUCUCAUUCUAGAGUUGAGAGUUUACUGCUUUUAAGUUGUCUUGAUGUCACUCUUGAAAUGACUGUUAAAACUAAACUAUGAGUUCAUUGCAUUUAUUUUAUAUUCUUGGUUGUAAUGAAAUGGAAUUGACUUUGCUUCAGUGUGAAUUUUUUUAAUAAAAUAAUAUACAUUUGUAAUAAUAAUAAAAAGUUCAAAUAAAAUAA